Messenger RNA from Drosophila willistoni, 2349 nucleotides. Its product is annotated as gametogenetin-binding protein 2-like. Gene Ontology annotation, cellular component: cytoplasm; nucleus. The transcript has 4 exons. The record is from RefSeq and is a predicted model, not a curated record. Lineage: Eukaryota; Metazoa; Arthropoda; Insecta; Diptera; Drosophilidae. The coding region runs from base 228 to 2258 and encodes 676 amino acids.
AUUCAAUUUGGCGAGGCGAAACCGCACAACGUAACGUGUGACAUUUUUUUUUCAUAGUCAAUUUUCUUGGAAAAACUUGGAAAAUAAGUAGAAAUUUGUAAAUAUUAAAUACCGAACGUUGUACUACUUAGUUGCGUUGCCAAAGCGAACCGGAAAACCCGAAACUCCCCGAUUCUGUGGAUAAUUGUGUGACCAAGAAAAAGUGCCGUCGUUGGGCAUUUGCGAAGAUGGCGAGACUCACAAAAGUUUAUAACACCGAUGAUGAUGAUUCCAGUUAUGUGGGACGCAGGCAUUUACCUUUGGUGGCAGGUGACAAGUUAAUGAUGCUGAUGGAUCUGAAUAGCAAAGGAUUGGUAAUCGAUAGCCCACAGAUUCGUGGUCGCGAACUAGAGGAAUUCUCGCGAAAAUUUAAUUUGCUAACCGAGGCGGAACGCAGACAAUCUCUAGAGAUUGAUAGCGAGAAUUUUAUGUCGGUGAUGAAUCAGUGCGUUCAAUGUGUGGGUUGUCGCCGGCGAGUAGAACGUUUGUAUCAUCAGCUGACCGAGUCAGGACAUCGAACACUGGAUCCACUGGAAUUGCGACCCACCGCCACUCUGGGCAUCAGCGAGGAGAAACUAAAAACGCCUCAGGCAUUGGGAACCUUGCUCUAUCGACAUCAUGAGGUGCUUAACAAUCUGCUUGACAGCAAAUUAAGGAAUAAGACACGUUGUGUCCUUCAUUCCUUGGAUGCGUUCCGUUCAAAACCCUUUUCGGAAACGUGGCGUGAGGUGUGGUCAGCCAUGAAGAAUAACUGCCGAAAUGAGUUGACCAUCAUCGAGACCAAGGAACUGCACGAAGUGCUCGAGAAUUACCUGAAAAAGCACAAGUUUUGCGCUGGGUGCCGCACAAAGAUUGAGCGUGCCUACAAGAUACUCAUUGGCGAGGUAUCGGCCAAGGAUAAGGGCUAUGCGGCCCAGCUGUACGCCCAAAUCCGUAAAUGUGUGCUUGACCAGCAUAUUCAUGUGAGCACCAACAAAAUCGAAUUCCUAGAUGCUCUUAUUAAGCGUGCCGAACCGGAGGUUAAUGGGAGCUACUCCAAAUUACGGGAACGUCAUGCCAAAACUCUCGAGAUUGCUCAAGAGGAGGUUCUCACCUGUGUGGGUAUGAUCAUGUAUGAACGCCUGCGCCGCAUAUACGUCAGUCUGCGGGAGGAGGAACGUGCCUGCCAAGUGCUGGCCGCUGUUGGUGUGCAUGCCCUUUGUCGCAGUUUCGACACGUUUGUGGAACAGAAACAGGGAAUUAGCAAUCUAGAGCUGCUCUAUCAGGAAAUUAGUCGUGCCGAGAAAGCCAAGGAAUUGAAGCGUGAGCAGAAGAAACUCAAGAAGAAGAAGAAGAAGGAUGAAAAGAAAAUCCUGUUGCACCUUCAGCGCAAAGAAGCCGGUGAAUCGGACGACGAGGAUGAGGACGAAGAUGAUGAUGACGACGAGAUACAUGUGGAAGUGGAGGAGGCUCAUAUGGAAGACGAUGGCAUUUUCAUUGUCGAGCCAGAACCUGAGCCUGAGCCCACCGUGCUAGUUCUGGAGGCAGCUCCAGUUCAAUCGACAUCGAAAUCGAAAAAGCAAUCGAAGAAAAAGAAGCAAAAAUCUGCCAACAAAAAAGGGAAAAAGUCGACAGCAGCAGCAACAGCCGCCGCCGUUGUAUCCUCUGCCACAUCCACCACGGCCAUUAGUUCCCAAUCUGCCUUGGAAGACGAGCUUGUGGAUGACGGUAAAUGUAAUAGCUGCUGUCACUUGGUCCCCAUGCCGAAUUGUCCCUGCGAGCAGGAUGUACGCGACUCUGGAUACGGUAGCGAUCCACCAACAUCGCAAGUAAAUUCGCGCACAUCCAGUGUGGUCUCUUCGCCCGAAGGCUCGGAGGUAUGCUGCUCGGAUGGACUGUGCAACCAUGAUGGUUUAAGCAUGGAUGAGGAAUCGCAGUCCAUGGGAGGAGUGGAUGACAGCUGUUAUGUGCCCGACGUGCUGCACCGCCGUUCGGCACAACUGGAACACAAGUUUUCAUUGCUGCAGAUGUGGGACGACUUUGACGAAUACGAGAAAGACGAAGAUGAUGAGAACUGUUACAUUCCACAGGAGGUGGUGCUGGCCUACAAAUACCAGCACGAGCAGGUGCAGCGUCAGCGUGAACAACUCCGGGCCACCUUGCGCCAGAACUUUGAGCGUCUGUGUCAAGAGCGUGGCGUGGACACUGCAUCUGCUGCUGGCCAUAUUCAAAUGCAUUAGAACCGUUGUAGUUAUUCAGUCGAAUGUGGUGAGAAUUUCUAAAAAUUCUCCCAGCACGCAUUCAAGCAAAAUACAUUAAAAUAUAAUUUUU